Messenger RNA from Verticillium alfalfae VaMs.102, 690 nucleotides. RefSeq names its product O-sialoglycoprotein endopeptidase. Gene Ontology annotation, cellular component: cytoplasm; EKC/KEOPS complex. The transcript has 2 exons. The record is from RefSeq and is a predicted model, not a curated record. NCBI's taxonomy places the organism in Eukaryota, Fungi, Ascomycota, Sordariomycetes, Glomerellales, Plectosphaerellaceae. Bases 1 to 690 code for a protein of 229 amino acids.
AUGGGCGCGCCGCUGGCGUCGGUGGCCGUCGGCGCGCGUACCCUCGCGCUGCUCUGGGGACUGCCGCUCGUGGACGUCAACGACUGCGUCGGCCACAUCGAGAUGGCCGCACCAUCACGGGCGCCGCCAACCCUGUCGUGCUUCUACGCCAGCGGAGCAACUCGCAGCAACGACCCCCGCCCCCCGGCUACAACAUUGAGCAGCCUCGCCAAAGCGCGGUCCCCCCCCUGCUCCGACCUGCCCUACGCCGUCAAGGGCAUGGACUGCUCCUUCUCCGGCAUCCUCGCGAGCGCCGACGUGCUGGCCGCCCAGAUGCACGCCGCCCGCGCCCGCGGCGACGACCCCCUGCCCUUUACGCCCGAGGACCUCUGCUUCACCCUGCAGGAGACCGUCUUCGCCAUGCUCGUCGAGAUCACCGAGCGCGCCAUGGCCCACGUCGGCAGCAGCCAGGUCCUCAUCGUCGGCGGCGUCGGCUGCAACGAGCGCCUCCAGGAGAUGAUGGGGCUCAUGGCCCGCGACCGCGGCGGCAGCGUCUACGCCACCGACGAGAGGUUCUGCAUCGACAACGGCAUCAUGAUUGCCCACGCCGGUCUGCUGGCGUACAACACCGGCUUUCGCACGCCGCUCGAGGACAGCCAGUGCACGCAGCGCUUCAGGACAGACGAGGUACAUAUCAAAUGGAGAGACUGA